UCCCCAUUCCUCGCUCCUGCUCCACUCACCAUGUGUCAUAAUCGAGGUUCCCUCCCUGCUGCACCCGUCACCCUGGCCCCAACCCCAGGCCCUGUCCCCAGUCCAGGGUCCCGGAGAAGGUCCGGCCCGGAGAUCUUUACUUUCGACCCCCUCCCGGAGCCUCCCACUUGCCGACCCGCCCGCUCCAGCAUUUCCCACAGGGUCCCUCGCAAGCGCAGCCGCAAGGUUCUCUACCCUCGAAUGGUUCGACGCCAGCUACCUGCAGAGGACCCCAAUCCGGCUCGGCGCCUCCUCUUCCUCCUCCUUACGGUGGUCUUUUGUCAAAUUCUGAUGGCCGAGGAAGGUGGUCCAGUGCCCCCAGUGCUGGAAGAACCUGACAACGACCCUACUCAAGCGCCUCCAGUUGUGGUGGAGUCCCAGAACUUGACGUCUGAGCCUCCGGACUACCCCGUGGACAUCAGCGCCUUCCUCCAACAGCACCCGGCAGCCUUCUAAACCACAGCCCUUCCCCUACAAAAACAAAAAGAAACACAAAAGCCUGGGGUACGAAAGGGCGUUUGCCGAGCUGAGACUGGGUCUGGGACACUCUCAAACUUAGAACACUAAUACCCAAGAAUGACAUCGGUGCCACUGGGCCUAAAUCCCAGAACUGCAGGAAAUGGAAGGUGGAGAGAAACUUGUCCUGCUGCCUUUAGUGCCGGGGAAAAAACACAUUAAUUUAUUGCUGUUCAUUCCUAGGUGAUAAUAUUUAUAUACAGUGUUUAUUUAUAUACCAUCCCACCAGGGUUGGGGGGUGAUAGUGGUAGUGGAAGAAGGGUAUAUGUAGUAUUUAUUUUAAUUUAUAUGUUGUAGAGGAGAGAUGUGCCUCCAACCUUCUGCAAUAUUUUUGGUUUUUGUUUUAUUUAUUGAUAUGCUCUAGUGAGCUGCUGAAGUCAAUUCCUUAGACUAAACUAAAGCUGAAGGUGGGGAGAAAGAAUUAGGCAGUGAUGGGUACUGGGACUGGGGAACUGAAUCAAGGGAGGGGUUGGGAAAGAAAGAAGGCUAGUGAUAGUGAUAGGGGUAGUAAUUUUAGGGAUGACAAUAUCUAUACACUUAUUUCAACUUAGUGGGACCUACUAUGUGAGGCCCCAUAAGGGCCAAAGGGUUCAUUGACUACCUCAGAAACUGCCCCUAAGGGGCUGAGUGGGGUGGGAUGGGUCUGUUGCCUUGUAUGUUCUAUGAACAAUAAAUAAAAUUGGAUUUUACUGCUA
This is a messenger RNA of Gracilinanus agilis (Agile Gracile Mouse Opossum), 1250 nucleotides long. It is a transcript of the gene IER3, whose product is annotated as immediate early response 3. Gene Ontology annotation, cellular component: nucleus. Bases 31 to 495 code for a protein of 154 amino acids. The transcript has 2 exons. NCBI's taxonomy places the organism in Eukaryota, Metazoa, Chordata, Mammalia, Didelphimorphia, Didelphidae. Gene Ontology annotation, biological process: DNA damage response; negative regulation of apoptotic process. The record is from RefSeq and is a predicted model, not a curated record.